GAGUAGCAGCAGGGAGGGAGUUAUUCUUUUCCUGCUUGUCUCUGUCGAAUAGGCUGAAAUCUUUCGACGGCGAUACGUGUGCUUGAUGACAGUGCUUGUGAAGUGAUGUGUUCGCCCCUUCGAAGUAGUGUUCAGCAUAAUAUACACGAGGUAAACGCACUCGGCAACACAGGAGCAGAAGCCGCCCCUCGGAUGCGUCAUCGGCGUCGACGUCACUGUGCAGUUGCCAGCGAGGAUAUUUUGGCCAGUUAUUAUUUGGAAAAACGUUUUGAAACUGUGCACUUCACACGUUGACCUCGGGGCUGCAAACGGCGUUGAACAGCAGCAGCAAUAGGAAAUAUAUGUGAACAUCUCAGAGUUUGUGACAUGUGGACAAGCAGUUGACAUCUGGCUUGCGUAGUGCUAUAAAUAGAUUGUACUCCUUUUAGCAUACGUACCAAGCCGAGCGUGUCCACGGGACUGAAUGAAAGCAGGAUUCCAUCUCCAACGCCGUAGUGCGCUAAAUGAGAUCACCUUUCCCUUAAGCUCGAGCAAUGGCGGCCUUUAGGAUCACAUCAUAACGAGUUGGCAACAAUGCGAGUCAGAGAGGAUGAUGGCGGCUCCCUGUGUGGCCUUCACGCCGGUGCCAAGCGGAUCUCCGUGUUCGUGUCCGGGAGUGGCCUCUCUCGCCAGGUCAGUGGAGGUCAUGACCUGUAAUGAGGACCCCCGCAUCACUUCCACAACGGCGGAGACGGGACGCGACCUGAUCCUGGCGGCCUUAAGGGUGACGUCGAGUGACCACGGUCUGCCCACGCUGAGGGUCGUCCCGGGGGACCUGGCCUACCUGGCGGAGGGGGCGGACCACAUGGUCGUCAGGCUCCUCGGAUUGGGACAAGUCCUCCGACUCCGCAAGACCGAGGUCGGCUCGAGCACCAGCCGGGAAGACCUGAUCCUCCGGGCGAAGAAGGACGAGGAGUUCUUCAAGAACGUCGCCCGCCCUUUCCUGAGCCCACUUCUGACCGACGAGUCACAUCUAGUCAUCGUGGAACCCGCGGCGCUCAUGGCCUUCAAGGAGACCGUCGAGGCGCGGAGACCAGAGCGCCGUCGGGGCAAGGAGAUCAACAAGUAUGGAGUAGCUUGGAUAUGUCCUGACGCCGCCAGCGCCUUCAGCAAGAGACGCCUUACCUCCGACAACAUUUCCUCAGAUUCCUCUCUCACCCAUCAUCUCGCUAGUACUGCCCCCUUUGUGUCUUCCCUCCGCGAACGAUCCCCGUCCCCGCGACCGCCUGCGUGUUCCUGGGAGGGUGUCGAUGAGCGGCGGAAGGACCCUCUUGCCCACGCGGCGCUCCCCGAAGGAGUCGUCCGCGAUCUCAGGGAAUCUCAUCAAGCCUCGAGUACAAAUGGCACGUACGGCGGCGCCCUCGAGGGGGGCACGGGGACGGGAGCUUCUAGUCGACGCCCUCGGGAGACCGAAUCGGCCGAGAGGAGCCUUCGCCCUAGGGCUGAAGGGCAGGGGCACCCGCAGGCCAAGGUCAUCUGCGUGGAAAUCAAGCCCAAGCAAGGUUACAUCGAUCACUCUACGCCCGGUCUUCCCAUGUGUGUCUUUUGUAUCAACCAGUAUGUUAAGCCCGAAAAGUGCCGAGACCGAAGUCGUUACUGCCCUCAGGACUUGUUCUCAGGGGAUUUGACGCGGAUGAGACGCGCGGUUGACGCUCUCAUACAGACUCCACAGACGAAUCUGAAGGUGUUCGUGGACGGGGAAGCCGUUGAGGACAUCAAACAUUAUAGUUACCUGCGUGACGUGAUUAUUUCGGCUCUCACACACGACUUCGAAUCUCCAGUCGCCCUCUUGCCCCAGGGCGACGACCGAGGAGGAGGGGGGGCAGGAGGAGGAGGGCUCAGUCCCCGCUCUCCCCUCGGUAGGACCUUAGCCUUCCAAAUGUUGGACCAGCUGGGAGUCCUGAGGGCCAAUGCUCUCUACAGACGGCUGGCGAAGGAGAUGGGGAGCGCCAAGGACGCAGAUGCAGCCAUCCACGACCUCAGAUGCUGGACGGGAGACGGCCGAUACUGCCAGCUGCUGGAGCAGUGUGGUCGGUGCUGGCACAGCGGGCAGCCAUCCUCUCGGGACGAGGGGGGCGCGGAGGAGGCGGUCGAGACGUCGAGGGUUGGUGCUGGGGCAGGUGCAGCGUCGAAAUGCAAAGUGAAGGCCGUAGAUUCAAACAGUGUGACUGAACAUGAUGAUUAUUGCAACAAUAGAAAACACACGACAGCAACGCAUCACAGGCAGGAUACAGGUACAGAUAUGCACAACUCGGGUGUAAAAAGUAGGCCAAGAAUGAUACCCCCAGAAUUACUGGACGAAUCGCAUGGUGGAUCAAAGGAGGUUCAAGAAAAGGGAGAAGGCGGGGCAGACGACACCGUGGCUGUGCCGCGGUCGGAGGUGGUCCGAAGACUGCAGGAAUUUCUCCUGGCCACGACAGCCAAGGACCUGUCGCUGAUGGUUCUGCUGAGUGGCCCUCACACCAGCCCGCCGCCGCCCGCAACCUGUGGCAACGUCUCGCCCUUCCCCGUGGCACUCGAGAGCGUGUGGUACAUGUGCCAAGUGACGGGGGUCGACCUCAUCGCCAAACCCCCGAGCAAGAUCAGGAAGCGAGAGCGAGACCACAAGAAGCAGGCGGACGUCUUGCGGGACCUCCUAGCGAGAGGCGCCGAGCCUUCUUGCUGCAAACCCUGAAAUCUGUGUUAUGUUAUGCAUUUGCUAUUGUUGAUCAGUUGUUUUUUAAGUGCUGUGAUGGUGAUAUGCAGGCGACAGAGAGUGAUAAUGAUGUUUCUUAAAAAAAGGGAACUUCAGUGUGGUCUCUGCGAAUUGCUGAAGUUCCCUUCGAGUUCAUUAUCAAGCCAUAAUUUUAUAUUAGUAUAUUUCGUACUAUUUUUAUAUGUUUCAUUCAAGUGCCAUUGAUUUCUCGUCUUGCCUUUUUAGUGUACAAGAGCGUCAUAGAAAUAUUCAUGUUGUCUAAGGAAACUGGCCGAGAGAAUGUCUCCAACUUGCGAUGUGUAGAGUAGUUACCAGGUUUCCUUUCGUGCCAAAAUAGGUAGUUCAAUUUAUUAGCUAUUAUUUUAUUGUCCAGGUGUUAAA
Molecule: messenger RNA, 3115 nt
Organism: Penaeus indicus
Lineage: Eukaryota; Metazoa; Arthropoda; Malacostraca; Decapoda; Penaeidae
Gene: Ipk1
Exons: 9
Coding region: 590-2713 (707 amino acids)
Biological process (GO): inositol phosphate biosynthetic process
Cellular component (GO): nucleus
Molecular function (GO): ATP binding; inositol-1,3,4,5,6-pentakisphosphate 2-kinase activity
Source: RefSeq, a predicted model, not a curated record